This is a messenger RNA of Closterium sp. NIES-67, 907 nucleotides long. The record is from the annotation of a GenBank genome assembly. Lineage: Eukaryota; Viridiplantae; Streptophyta; Zygnematophyceae; Desmidiales; Closteriaceae.
AGCACAUUCAGCUCAUCCAACCACCCUUCUUGCCUCGAAAAUAGCCAGCCGCAAUUGCCGCUAUUGAGGUAGUUCAUUUGGGAAGCACUUCUCCCUCCCAGGUCUACAUCGUUUCUUCUCAAAACAUUCGCCUCCGGCUUCAAUCUCAUCCUCUCCAAUGGCUCUUGCAACUCUCAGAACCGCACCUCUGGUGUCCGGUUUCAUUGUGACAAUUAUGAUCUUGUUAGCAACAGCAUUCCAAGGAGCACUCGCAGUAGCACCAGCGACGUCAACAGCAGCAGCAGUAGAAACAGCAGCAGCGGCUGGGACAACGACUGUGAGAGUGCCGAUGAACGGCACUCAGUACCGCACAACUGCUCUGGCGUGCAGCAAGUCGACGCUCGCUGGCUUCGCCAAGAAAGUCACUCUCAAGCCUAAGCUCCUAUUCCACUGGAAAAUCGUCGGAAGUACUCUCUACGGCGCAAUCGUUGCACAGGCAGGCGGCGGGGCGAAGAACGGGUGGAUCUCCGUUGCUUGGACCCAGAGCCCUGGGCAAAUGUACCCUGCAGAUGCGGUAGUGGGGAAUCUCCCGGCGCCGACUCGUGUUAAGGCAUAUGCGAUGAACGGCUACAGCAUGUCAUCAGUUGUUCCGUCAUCCGCAUUCAAAGUGACAGCGACCUCAGUUACGAGUAGCACGUCAGCAACAAUUAUCAAGUUCACCCGGAGCGGCAAGACGGGCCUGUCACCGAUCAAGUAUGCGGGCACAAACAACAUCAUUUGGGCCUACUCGUACUCAGGCUCCUCCAAGGCGUUUGGCGACCACGGUCCAAACUGGGGAUCUGCAAGUGUCAACCUGGCAUGCAACGUCUAAGAUGUUUUAGUUUUGUAAUGGGUGUCAUUAUUGUAAGGUGCAUGCUUUAUCUAUACU